Molecule: messenger RNA, 4389 nt
Organism: Oncorhynchus tshawytscha (Chinook salmon)
Lineage: Eukaryota; Metazoa; Chordata; Actinopteri; Salmoniformes; Salmonidae
Product: calcium-binding protein 39
Exons: 9
Coding region: 1320-2345 (341 amino acids)
Biological process (GO): intracellular signal transduction
Molecular function (GO): protein serine/threonine kinase activator activity
Source: RefSeq, a predicted model, not a curated record
UAUUGUAUUUGUCAUUUGGAUGACACAAUUAGCUGGCCUGCCUGCAUUGGCCAAUGAUGUUCGCUAACGCCAGGCAGUUAUCUAUCGACGUUAGCCAGCUAGCGGAGGCCUAUCAAAGCUUUUCACGUUAUUUGUUAGCUGCUACACGAGACGUUCAAGACCUUGAACUUAAAAAAUAGCAAGCACAUUUUGUGAUCUUCCUAACUAUCUUCAACUACAGUAGUUAGUACAGUAACUAGCUAGCCGGCGCUGUUAUAGCCAGCUAACGUUAGCUAGCCAACUAACUAGAUUUCUGGUUAACGUUAGCUAGUCAGACAGCAUUACCGUUGUGGUAGUUAAGUUAGCAAGCGAGCUAACUAGUAAUAUUUAAAGGCCUGUUGUGUAUUUAGGCCUCCCGUAUGGACCACAAUAUGAGACGUCAGUUGGCAGGAUUGCACGACUUUGUGGACACUACCUAGCAGUUUACAAUUAGCCAACACGAAAUAGUGUGCGCAGACGCUGGCGGACAUCUGCACCACACACCCUAUUUUGAGGCUCCAUGGCAUGGAUAACGAGGGCGGUUCCUGUUUUAGCGCUUGCUGAUAUUAGCUAAGCUACGUUAGCAAUGAGCGAGUGAUGCAAGAAUGUUUUGGUAGUUCAUAGUUCGCAACUGCACACGUUGUCUUCCAACUUGCUAGCUACACUACUCUUCUUUCCAAUGUCUAUCUCCAAUGCUAGCCCGUACUACUAGUUAAAUUAGGGACCAAUACCAGUCUAGUAGGCUACCAUUAUCGCACGAGUUGAACGUACUAUUAACGUUACCAAAAUCAUCAUGGAAAUGCACCAUAAUUGUUUCCAAAGACACUGCUUGCUAGUUGGCUAUGUAUGCAAUCUGCACAGAUACAAUUGUGAAUUCGUUAUUCUCUAUCUAGUACUUAACCAACAGCUUUAAACAUUUUACAUCUGUUUUGUCCGCUUAUCUACAUCAUUCUAAUAACUAAAGGGGGUCACGUUGGAAUAGAGCGGAGUUGGUCAAAUUCGGAUCUGGGGCCUCCCCUUCAUCCACGUUUUGGUUUCUGACCUAACACUACACAGCUGAUUAAAAUAACCAACCCAUCAAGUUUUGAUUAUCUGAAUCCACUGUGUAGUGUUAGGGCAAAACCCAAAACGUUUGGGAAACCCUGGAGUAGAGGAGUGCUGCCUACAUUAAUUAACUUAAGCCUGCGAGUGAAAUAUGGAUUGACCACUUGGUGAAGUCGAAAGGUGCCCAGAGAUUCAGUUCAAACCAGGGGUAGGACUGUGCACUCGCUGCUUGGUCAACCACGGUAACCACCACCACCAUGCCGUUCCCCUUUGGCAAGUCCCACAAGUCGCCGGCGGACAUCGUCAAGAACCUGAAGGACAACAUGACGGUGUUGGAGAAACACGACAUCUCUGACAAGAAGGCUGAGAAGGCCACGGAGGAGGUGUCUAAGAGCCUCGUGGCGAUGAAGGAGAUUCUGUACGGCACCAAUGAGAAGGAGCCCCAGACAGAGGCGGUGGCCCAGCUGGCCCAGGAGCUUUACAACAGCGGCCUGCUCAGCACCCUCGUAGCUGACCUGCAGCUCAUCGACUUUGAGGGUAAGAAGGAUGUGGCUCAGAUCUUCAACAACAUCUUGAGGCGUCAGAUCGGGACGCGGACGCCCACGGUGGAGUACCUCUGUACUCAGCAGAACAUCCUCUUCAUGCUGCUCAAAGGGUACGAGUCUCCAGAGAUCGCUUUGAACUGUGGCAUCAUGCUGAGGGAGUGUAUCAGGCACGAGCCGCUGGCCAAGAUCACUCUGGGGGCCGAGCAGUUCUACGACUUCUUCAGAUACGUGGAGAUGUCCACGUUCGACAUCGCUUCAGACGCAUUCGCCACUUUUAAAGACUUGCUAACGAGACACAAGAUUCUGAGUGCAGAGUUCCUGGAGCAGCAUUACGACAGGUUCUUCAGUGAAUAUGAGAAGUUACUCCACUCUGAGAACUACGUGACUAAAAGGCAAUCCCUCAAGUUGCUGGGAGAGCUACUUCUCGAUCGACACAAUUUCACCAUCAUGACGAAAUACAUCAGCAAGCCAGAGAACCUCAAGCUAAUGAUGAACCUUCUUCGAGACAAAAGCCGCAACAUCCAGUUUGAGGCCUUCCAUGUCUUCAAGGUGUUUGUGGCCAACCCCAACAAGACACAGCCCAUCUUGGACAUUCUUCUGAAGAACCAGACCAAACUCAUCGAGUUCCUCUCCAAGUUCCAGAACGACAGGACGGAGGACGAACAGUUCAACGAUGAAAAGACGUACCUGGUCAAACAGAUCAGAGAUCUGAAGAGGCCGUCCCCCCAGGAGGCCUGAGCGAGGGGCUUAAGGGGUCCAGACAACAUCUGGAUAACGGACUCAUCAGCAGCCGCUGCUGUUCUGGUUUUUCCACCAUUUUGAGGAAGAAAAAAAAUAACGCGCCCACAUCAGGUCAUCAAGAAGUCUCCCGCUCAUUCUGCUGUUCAACGCAACGGACAUUAGAUUUAUUUUUAUUUUUUUCGAUUUUUAUUUCCAGUAUCUCCUUUUAAAAAGAUGAACAUAAUAGAUGCUGCUUGUUUCUUCCACAUUAAGACAUGUGGAAGGGUAACAUCAACAACACAACAAAGGUCAUUCAAACAUAGUAACAAUGAAAUCUACAUUUGAGUGCUAUGCAGACUUCUGACACACACGUAGUGCUAUAAUAUCAACAUAAACCUUGAGAUGAAAAGGUACUAGCAAAGUGAGCAUGGUUGCUGUACUUGGCUAAACGCUGGCCCUGUCUACUUAGUGUCACAGUCUGCAAAAAGCACGUACCAGCUACAACUCUUAUCUAUGCUUUCAUCGUAUACAGCAGCAACAGUGAUACAUUUUGAAAUGGGCUCUCCAGUGGCCUCAUACCAAACCAUGCAGCUAUUGGUGUGUUGUGAAACAGCACAAAGCGAAUGAUAUGGGUAAAAUGCUAGAUAUUAUUUCGGUACAGGCCUGACUUGUUCUGGGACAGGGUGAACAUGUACAUAUGACUUUUAUUUUUGCUUUGUAGAUUUUGUUGAAACAUUGACAAAUGAAUAUAUAUAUUUUACCUUAAAUCAAGUUUUUUGGUAAUUCUAAUCAAAUUCAUUUUUAAGAGAAUCUGUCUUUUUUUUUGUUGCUUUUCAUUUUACUGCUGAAUUUAAAUGGUGGCUGGUUUUUCUUUGUACAUAAUGUCCAGCCAGGGCCAGCUCUUACAUUGUUAACCUAGAGGACAUUACUAAUAAUUAGUACAGCUGGGGAAUGUAAUGGUAUUAGCCCAGAUCUCUUAAUCCUCUUUUCUUUCCGUCUGUAUUUCAGUAACUCGGACGACUAAAAUGUGCUGGGGUGCCAGGACAGUGGGGUGGAGGGGAGGCCAGGACGGAAUGGGAUGGGGCAAGGUGAUAACUAAAACAUCAAGCCCGUGUGUUUGUGCUGAGCAGCCAGCCAAUGGUCACCUUCCCCUGCUCAGACGUUGCAUGUAUCAACCAAUGGUUGCAUGCCGUGUCAUCCACUGAGAGAUUGCUAUAACAUAUGUGGUUAGCUGAUACGUAAAAUAUAUCCUAUACAAGCAUUGUAAGUUCGAACUGGCAGGUGUCAGCGAUGCCUGGGUAGAGGAACACGCCCUCCAUCACCCAACUGGAAUCUGAUCGGGGGAUUUCAGAGAAUCACAUCAUUCUCUCCCCCCACUCAUCCACUCUGGUUUAUUAUGAUAUUCACUGCUUUCUGGUGGUGUUGCACCAUAUCUAGUGAGCUUCAGGAGUUGACCAUUACUUGGCACAUUCAGAUGUUUCCCCUUUACCACCCAGUUUGAGCCUUUUUCAUUGGGCUUGAAAUUCCAGUACCAUUCCAGAGCAUUAAGUAUGUUCUUUGGAGAUUGUUUAAAUGUUUACUUUACACUGACUGUGCUAAUCUGCCAUUUGAAACACCGUAUUUAUUUGAGGGAUGGAGUUGAUUGGAUGAUAUGAACAUAUUGCAUAUAUACCACUCAAAAGACAUGUUUACUUGCAGUGAAGGAUAUGGUCAGAGAGUGAUGUUGAGCCAAGUGGUUUUGACUGAAAGCUCAAGAUAUCCCAAUAGAUGGCAGAUCAACCAUUUCAUUGUGCAAACCAACAGAGACCAGUAUUCCUCAAUGCAUACUUAAAUUGCAUGUUCCUCUACUGGCUGCAUGGUACUCUCUACAAGCAAUGUUGUACUGGAAUUUUCUUCCAAAAAUAACAAAUGAACAUUUGAGAUCGCUUGAAAUUAUUUGGCUAUGUCUAACCUUUGACCCCAGUCCCAGCACAUUGAGUGUGUGGGUGCUUUCAGUAGUGUCAAAGGCUUUGGCCUUACCAGCUAAACAUAAAUAAAUGAAAAACAUUUGGAAUAAAUUUAA